Molecule: messenger RNA, 1386 nt
Organism: Panicum virgatum (switchgrass)
Lineage: Eukaryota; Viridiplantae; Streptophyta; Magnoliopsida; Poales; Poaceae
Product: 2'-deoxymugineic-acid 2'-dioxygenase-like
Exons: 4
Coding region: 4-1092 (362 amino acids)
Source: RefSeq, a predicted model, not a curated record
CAAAUGGUACAAAAAUUCUCUAUCAAAUUCCCCGUUCCGCAAUUUCAAUUCCAACCAGAUUUUUCGUCCAUGGAGAACAUGCUCCACUUAGCGCCGUGCCAUGCAUCAGUCCCGGACUGCUUCAUCGUCCCGCCCGACCAGCUCCCGCCGGCCGCCUCCGCCGCCGUGUCCCUGCCCGUCGUCGACAUGUCCGGCAGCCGCGACGAGGUCCGCCGAGCCAUUCUCGACGCCGGCAAGGAGUUCGGCUUCUUCCAGGUGGUGAACCACGGGGUGCCCCAGCAGUUACUGCAGGACAUGGAGGCGGUGUGCGACGAGUUCUACGACCUGCCGGCGGCGGCGAAGGCGCACCUGUACUCGGAGGACAGGCAGAAGCCCAACCGGCUCUUCUCCGGCACCACCUACGAGACCGGCGGCCACAAGUACUGGAUGGACUGCCUCCGCCUGGCCUUCUCCUUCCCCGUCGGCGACAGCACGGCCGGAUGGCCCGACAAGCCCCAGAGGCUUCGGGAGGUUUUCGAGAAGUUCGCCGUGCUGACAAGAGGCGUGGGGAUGGAGCUGCUGCGGCUGCUGUGCGAGGCCCUGGGGCUCCGGCCGGACUACUUCGACGGUGACCUCAGCGGCGGCGACGUGAUCCUCAGCAUCAACCGCUACCCGCCGUGUCCGAACCCGAGCGCGGCUCUGGGUCUCCCGCCGCACUGCGACCGGAACCUCAUCACCCUCCUCCACACGGGCCCCGUGCAUGGCCUCGAGGUUCUCCACGACGACGACUGGAUCAAGGUCGAGCCCGUGCCCGACGCCUUCGUCGUCAAUUUCGGCCUCCAACUCGAGGUUGUGACCAAUGGGAUGCUGAAGAGCGUAGAGCAUCGUGUGACGACCAACGCGGCGCUGGCACGGACGUCGAGGGCGAUCUUCAUACAGCCGAAGGAGGACUGCCUCGUCGGCCCCGCCGAGGAGUUCGUCGGCGAGGACAACCCCCCGUGCUACCGCACCGUCACGUUCGGCGACUUCCGGCGAAAGCACAGCGUCGUGAAGCUGGGGUCGUCGCUCAAUCUCACCACCAAUCUCAAGGACAUCCAGAAGGAUAUCAGAUGAGUUGUUGAAGCAGAAGAAGAAUAAAUUUGGGGAUCGCCAUCAUGACCAGGUCAUGGAUGCUGAUGAGAGCCAUGGCUGGUAGAUGCUCAUGCCACCUUGGGUGCUCUGCUUUGGUGUUGUAUUGAUGAGGAAUAUAAAAUUCGUUGACCCAUUAUUCGGCCAAUAUGGAAUCUGCAGAUUAAAUUGGUGUUGUAUUGAACAAGAUUAAAUCCGGAUUUACCGGUACGGCCCUGUCGGAAAGGAUUAAAUGCUCGACGAGUUAAUUAAACUAAGACGGUGGUGUCGUCUUUAUAA